Messenger RNA from Nannospalax galili (Upper Galilee mountains blind mole rat), 6327 nucleotides. RefSeq names its product arginine-glutamic acid dipeptide repeats (gene Rere). Gene Ontology annotation, molecular function: chromatin binding; sequence-specific DNA binding; transcription corepressor activity. Gene Ontology annotation, cellular component: nucleus. Lineage: Eukaryota; Metazoa; Chordata; Mammalia; Rodentia; Spalacidae. The record is from RefSeq and is a predicted model, not a curated record. Gene Ontology annotation, biological process: regulation of DNA-templated transcription.
GAGGCUGAACAGCACCCAAGGGGAAAUUCGUGUUGGUCCUAGCCAUCAGGCCAAACUUCCAGAUUUGCAACCAUUUCCUUCUCCAGAUGGUGAUACUGUGACCCAGCAUGAGGAACUGGUAUGGAUGCCUGGAGUCAGUGACUGUGACCUCCUCAUGUACUUGAGGGCAGCAAGGAGUAUGGCAGCAUUUGCAGGGAUGUGUGAUGGAGGCUCAACAGAGGAUGGCUGUGUUGCAGCAUCUCGGGACGACACCACUCUUAAUGCACUGAACACACUCCAUGAAAGCAGUUACGAUGCUGGCAAAGCCCUGCAGCGACUGGUGAAGAAGCCUGUGCCCAAGCUGAUCGAGAAAUGCUGGACAGAAGACGAAGUGAAACGCUUCGUUAAAGGACUCAGGCAAUACGGCAAGAACUUCUUCAGAAUUAGAAAAGAGCUGCUUCCCAAUAAGGAAACGGGGGAGUUGAUUACCUUCUAUUACUACUGGAAGAAAACCCCAGAGGCAGCCAGCUCCCGAGCCCACCGCCGGCACCGAAGGCAGGCUGUAUUCAGGAGGAUUAAGACGCGCACUGCAUCCACCCCUGUCAACACACCCUCUAGGCCUCCUUCCAGUGAAUUCUUGGACCUGAGUUCAGCCAGUGAGGAUGACUUUGACAGUGAGGACAGCGAGCAGGAGCUGAAGGGGUACGCCUGCCGUCACUGCUUCACCACCACCUCUAAAGACUGGCACCACGGAGGCCGGGAAAACAUCCUGCUCUGCACUGACUGCCGCAUCCACUUCAAGAAGUACGGGGAGCUUCCACCCAUUGAGAAGCCUGUGGACCCCCCGCCGUUCAUGUUCAAGCCUGUCAAGGAGGAGGACGAUGGGCUCAGUGGCAAGCAUAGCAUGAGGACGCGGCGGAGUCGGGGCUCGGGGCAGAUGUCUACACUACGCAGUGGUCGGAAGAAGCAGCCUGCCAGCCCUGAUGGUCGUGCCUCGCCUAUCAAUGAAGACAUCCGCUCCAGUGGCCGGAACUCCCCUAGUGCCGCCAGCACGUCCAGCAAUGACAGUAAAGCAGAGACAGUGAAGAAGUCAGCCAAGAAGGUGAAGGAGGAGGCUGUAUCCCCUCUGAAGAGUACCAAGCGCCAAAGGGAGAAGGUGGCCUCUGACACAGAGGAGACCGAUAGGACCGCCUCCAAAAAGACGAAGACCCAGGAGAUCAGCCGCCCCAACUCGCCAUCUGAAGGUGAGGGGGAGAGUUCAGACAGCCGCAGUGUCAACGACGAGGGCAGCAGUGACCCGAAAGACAUCGACCAGGACAAUCGCAGCACGUCCCCUAGUAUCCCCAGCCCUCAGGACAAUGAAAGUGACUCGGACUCAUCAGCCCAGCAGCAGAUGCUGCAGGCCCAGCCCCCAGCCUUGCAGGCUCCCAGUGGGGCUGCCCCAACUCCAUCCACAGCCCCUCCAGGAACACCCCAGCUUCCCACCCCAGGACCCACACCUUCUGCCACUGCAGUCCCUACACAGGGCUCCCCUGCAGCCUCACAGCCUCCUAACCAGCCACAGGCUACAGUGGCACCUGCAGCCCACACUCACAUCCAGCAGGCGCCCAACUUGCACCCACCUCGGCUGCCCUCACCUCAUCCUCCACUGCAGCCUCUGACUGCGCCAGCUAACCAGAACUCUGCACCACCUCACACCCAGUCCUCCCUGCAUGGUCAGGGUCCACCUGGCCCUCACAGCCUACAGGCUGGACCCCUGCUGCAGCACCCAGGUCCUCCACAGCCCUUUGGCCUUCCUCCCCAGGCCUCCCAAGGCCAGGCUUCUCUAGGGACCUCUCCAGCAGCAGCGCACCCUCACACUACCCUGCAGCUUCCAGCCUCUCAGUCAACACUGCAACCCCAACAGCCUCCAAGGGAACAGCCCUUGCCUCCUGCACCCUUGGCCAUGCCUCACAUCAAACCCCCACCCACCACACCAAUUCCCCAGCUUCCAGCACCACAGGCCCAUAAACAUCCACCUCACCUCUCGGGGCCCUCGCCCUUCUCCAUGAAUGCCAACCUGCCACCCCCUCCAGCCCUGAAGCCCCUCAGCUCGCUGUCCACACACCAUCCUCCCUCAGCCCACCCUCCACCCCUGCAACUCAUGCCACAGAGCCAGCCCUUGACCACCUCUCCAGCUCAGCCCCCCGGGCUAACCCAGAGCCAAAGCCUGCCUCCUCCUCCUGCUUCCCACCCCCCCACCAGCCUCCACCAGGUGCCCCCUCAGUCCCCUUUCCCCCAGCAUCCUUUUGUGCCUGGAGGCCCUCCUCCCAUCACCCCACCCUCCUGCCCCUCCACCUCCACCCCACCAGCGGGGCCCAGCACCUCCCAGCCACCCUGCUCUGCUGCUGUUUCUUCUGGAAACAACAUCCCAGGGGCACCAUCCUGCCCACUCCCUACUGUGCAGAUCAAAGAGGAGGCUCUGGACGAUGCUGAGGAGCCAGAGAGUCCCCCACCACCUCCCAGAAGCCCGUCCCCUGAGCCCACCGUGGUGGACACCCCCAGCCAUGCUAGCCAGUCUGCCAGGUUCUAUAAGCACCUGGACCGGGGUUACAACUCAUGUGCACGGACUGACCUGUACUUCAUGCCUCUGGCUGGAUCCAAACUAGCCAAGAAGAGGGAGGAGGCCAUUGAGAAAGCCAAGCGGGAGGCAGAACAGAAAGCCCGCGAGGAACGGGAGCGGGAGAAAGAGAAGGAGAAAGAACGAGAACGCGAACGAGAGCGGGAACGGGAGGCAGAGAGAGCUGCGCAGAAAGCAUCUAGUUCAGCUCAUGAAGGCCGCCUUAGUGACCCUCAGCUCAGUGGUCCUGGUCAUAUGCGACCUUCCUUCGAACCACCACCGACUACAAUUGCCGCUGUGCCCCCAUACAUUGGUCCCGACACACCUGCCCUCCGGACACUGAGCGAGUAUGCUCGGCCCCAUGUCAUGUCGCCCACCAACCGCAACCACCCCUUCUACAUGCCCCUUAAUCCCACUGACCCACUGCUGGCCUACCAUAUGCCUGGCCUCUACAACGUUGACCCUACCAUCCGUGAGCGGGAGCUCCGAGAACGCGAGAUCCGGGAGCGUGAGAUCCGGGAGCGUGAGUUACGGGAGAGGAUGAAGCCAGGCUUUGAGGUGAAGCCCCCGGAGCUGGACCCCCUGCACCCAGCCACCAACCCUAUGGAGCAUUUUGCCCGGCACAGCGCCCUCACCAUCCCCCCUGCAGCUGGCCCUCACCCAUUUGCCUCUUUCCACCCGGGUCUGAACCCCCUGGAGCGGGAGAGACUGGCCCUGGCAGGCCCCCAGCUGCGGCCUGAGAUGAGCUACCCAGACAGACUGGCUGCCGAGCGCAUCCAUGCUGAGCGCAUGGCAUCACUGACCAGCGACCCUCUAGCACGACUGCAGAUGUUUAAUGUGACUCCACACCAUCACCAGCACUCACAUAUCCAUUCCCACCUCCACCUCCACCAGCAGGACCCCCUUCACCAAGGUUCAGCGGGCCCAGUUCACCCCCUGGUUGAUCCUUUGACUGCUGGCCCUCACCUGGCUCGCUUCCCCUACCCCCCUGGUACUCUCCCCAACCCUCUGCUUGGACAGCCUCCCCAUGAGCACGAGAUGCUGCGCCACCCAGUUUUCGCGGAGCCUGUUUUGUGCUUGGCAGGCACCCCCUAUCCCCGAGACCUGCCCGGGGCCAUCCCACCCCCCAUGUCAGCAGCCCACCAGCUUCAGGCCAUGCAUGCCCAGUCAGCCGAGCUACAGAGACUGGCCAUGGAGCAGCAGUGGCUGCAUGGACACCCCCACAUGCAUGGUGGCCACCUACCAAGUCAGGAAGAUUAUUACAGUCGACUGAAGAAAGAAGGUGACAAGCAGUUAUAAGUUAUUUAUUAAUGCUGGCUGUGGAAACCCCAGUUCUCGGGGGUCAGAAACAGGACUUUUACAUACAGUAGGAGCUACAGACGCAAAAGGAGUGUGGUCUAAAGACUCUUCCAUGUAUUUAAAGGCCCCACAACUAAAAACGCAUCUGCAUAAUAGUGUUUGUUUGUCGAAAGGAUUUCCUGAGGCUGGUUUGGGUCUCCCUGCAUGACAGUCCCCCAGAAACUUAGUGCGUCCUGGGCUGGACUGAGCACCCAGAAAACUUCCCUGCAGUCUUGGGGUUUGGCUUUAGUCUCUUUUCCUUGAUUUCUCGGUAGGUGCUAGAAUCCGUUCACACCCUUCACUGUGCGUGCAGACACUGACUCACGUGGGCUCCAGAACCCACAAGUUUGCAGAGAGGCGGCGUAUGAGUUUGGAAUCCAAGAGCUAUAAUUUUUAAAAAAUCUUUUAUUUUAAUACAUUGUAGGAAAUCUUCAUAAUUUGAGAAAGUUCUGCAGCAUGGCUUUUUACAUCUGUAAAUAAAUAAUUUUAGAAGUCUUUUUUUUCCUUCCACAAACGACUAUUCUGAUCUAUUUUUUCCAGCCAUGUCACUGAUUGUGAAUUCCUACCAGCUAUUGACAGAAUACAGAGUUGAUUUUUUAAUAAAAAGCUAUAUAUAAUUAUCCCUUUAAUUAAAGGGAGCAGAUAGGCGGUACUGGUUGCAAGCGGACAGGUGCUUGGGACUAGGCUUGGUCACAGUGGUGAGCAUCCAGGGUUGGCAGGGACAGUGUUACAAACUUUAUUUUGCUGCUUUGAUUCCACUUCUGUCUGUCCCUUGCGUGUGCAGUGGCAGGCAUGUUUGAGUGGGCCCCCUCCUUAUUCAUAAGAGUUCAGUGUUGGCUUUCUGUUCCCUAGAGUCACCUUGUCCUGUCUGGUCUAGAGAGUGCAUGUAUAUGUGUCUGGUCAUGAAUUUCCAUGAGCUUUGUGCACAUACAUCUGAUUGUUGGGAUAAAUUGCCUUUUUUUUUUUUUAAGACUGAGAUUUUCAUAAACAUUGUAGAAAAUGAUUCAAUACAGGUAACUCAGCACAUGAAAGACCUAGGACGUACGCUUGCCAAAGGAAUGUUAGAACUGCCCAUGUGCAUGCCAGCAGGCCAAGCCAUCCUUGCCACAGACUGCUUCAGAGUGAGGGGCACUCCAGGCUUACAUGUCUGGCUUGUGGUUUGUUUUCCAAAACAGGCCUGUGCCUGGUGACCCACAAGCUCCUAGGAAGCCAUUUGAAGCCUGCUCUUCCUGGAAGUAGGAACAAGAGCCCUGGCUAAACACAGGUUCCCCUGGAAAACCCUCGCUCAGCAGGAGGUCAUACCCUUUGGGAGCAGAGCAGUCCUGGGCAGAGCUGGCCGCUGCUUCCCCACUGCUGAUGGGAUGGCUCCCUCCAGAGCCAAGGGCAGAGAUGUCUGCCAGGACAGAACCUCGUCCCAUCUCCCUCACUUGUAUGUAGUGGUCACUCUGUGAGCCAGUAGAUAAGGAGUGUCCAGGUCCCAUGGGAGAGAAGUGGCUCAUAGCUGACCUGGCGUUCACACUGCUCCAGGCUCUGACUCGGAUCUGCAGUGGGGCUUCAUGCUCCCAGAACCAGGCUUGGGGCAGCUAAGAUCGAUUUGUCUAUUGAAGAUGUUUGUAGGGUUUCUUUGUUUUAAGUUUCUUUUUCUCUCAUUCCAUUUCUGCCUUAACUUUGGUUUCUCACAGGAGGCAACUUCAAAUUAACCCUUUUCUCAUCCAACUUGCUGGUUGCCUUGGCACAGAGGCAUUUGUUCUGUUGUGGGGAGUAGUGACAUGCCCUCCAGCCCUUGGGGCUUUGAGGAAGGCCUCUUCUGCUGUGAGGGCAGCUCCUUCUUGUCCCACACCACCACCUCCUCCCCGUCCCUUUAACUGAAUCUGCCAUCAGUUAGACCUCGAUCUCCUCUCUAUUACCCAUUUCCAAAGAGAAAGUGUGAAGUACUUUGAAGUCUGUACUUGAAAUCUGUCUGGAAGUGUUUUCUUGUUAGUUUUGGCUUUCUUCUCCUGUCCCAAGGUGAAACACUGAGGUCUUCAUUUCGAACCGUCCCCCAACCAGCUAUGGUUUGUUCAGGAGGCCCCAGACCCUCGCAGCAUCUACACCGAGGCUGCUUGGUUUCCUUUUGCAUUUUCCUUCCUUUCAUUUGAGGUUUGGGUUUGCUUUCUGUGUUCUGUAUGUAUCUUGUUGAGUGUCGAGGUUGAGCUUCCCGUCUCACUGCAGCGGAGUGGAGCGGACAUUCUGAUCGCUGCGUUCCUAUAGAUCUCGGAGCUAAGUGUAUAUAUGAGUAGUUUGCCAUGAGAUAACACAGUGUAAACAGAGUAGACACCCAGAAAUCGUGACUUCUGUGUUCUCUCCAUUUGAGUAUUUUGUAAUUUUUUUGAAAUAUUUGUGGACAUAAAUAAAACCAAGCUACACUACAA